AUGGGGGAUUUCAAGAUACUUGGUGAUAGUGGAUUUUAUUUUUCUGUUUUGUCCCAUAUUGAUUCUAUUUUGCAAAGCCAAGAGCUCUCCAUUAAUAUUCCCAGCCCAGCAAAGUGCAAAAAUUACAUUAAAGAGGAUGGACAGGGAUGUGGCUUUGAGCACCUUCCACUCACUAUAGAAAUGUGGGCAGAUCAGCUCAUAGCUCUAAAGGAUUUGCAUAGGUCCUUGAGAAAACUGUCUCUGGAAUUGCUGCCUUGGAACACUAAAGAUUCCCAGGACAACAAAGAAUCCAUACGAGUUGAAGACCUCCAGUUGAUAGUAGAUGCAGUUUUGGAAGAAUUAGAACAUAAGGAAAAGAGCAACCAGAGACAGUCCUUGCAAACCCUGUCUGCCAUAGUCUCUCACUUCCAGAAGUUGUUUGAUGUGAAUUCUCUGAAUGGUGUUUAUCCACGGAUGAACGAGGUGUACACAAAGCUGGGGCAAAUGACCAACGCCAUGAGGAACCUCUAUGAGCUCCUGGAACUAGACAGUUUAGCUCCACCCACUGUGGUAGUGGAUACUGUUGGGAACUGUGACAUCAUUAAUAAGAAUGUGACUGAGCAGGUACAGCAGCUUCUGGGCGCCCAAGACAUCCACAGUAUCAUCAAUAAGCUUGAAGAACAUGAGUGCUUCUUUCCGCCCUUUCAAGCUCUCAUUCAAGACUUGCUGUGUCUGCUAGAGAUCAGCAACAUGGAUGAUAUUUUACCUGCAGUGCAAAACCUGAAAUGGGGAGCUGGUUAUGGGUGAAUCUUCCUGAGCAAGAUUUCUCUUACCUGUGAAUGUACCUGUUGGUGCACAUGACAUUGCAGCUACCUCCUAAGCAACAAUUCCAGAUUUUUUUUACAGAAAUAAAAGUUGUUGCUUUUUUUUUUUUUUUUUUUUUUGAAUUCUCGGUCAAUUUAAGAAAUACUUCAACUGCUGUCAAGUGGUCUACUCAAUCCCAGAGGGAGAACCAAUAUACCCUGGUAAUACAACACCAGGCAAAUUCUAACAAUUUUUAAUACUGCUGACAGAGUAAGUAUGAGGUAAAGAUGCCUUUACUGCCAUAGCCAUCACACUUACACAAAUGCCCAAUCUUGGUUUUCUGGAGAGCCUCUUUUAAAAUGUUGUUCACACUUCCAGAUCAGUUUGGGAUGGGAACACAUUGUUACUCUGUGAGUAUUCUCUCUGAUUAUGGACUGAGGCAGACUGAAUUAAUGUAAUCUAGGCCAAAAAUACUUGAAAUUUGUUUCAGGCAAUGAUUUGAAGUUACCAUCGUUGUAUUUCAUAAGUCAGUUUUUGAAAGGAUUAGAUCAAGUCUCUUAUGCAAGACAAGUAGAAGUUUGUUGUACAGAAACAAGUACACCAAGCUUCCAAAAAUAUUUUGCCUCAAUAUUAUUAAAGCUUAGUUUACAAAACUUUGCUGUUCCUCAGACAGAAUUGGGUUUACAAGAUUUUGAAAUGUACUCUAACAAAGGACAAAACCAGUUAAGGCAUCACAAACUAAAACCUUAAUGACAUCUUGGUAAGUUCAUCUCCCUGCUUUGGAAGCUCAUUAUUUACAUACCUGCAGCCACAGUCAGCUAAGGUACUUCUGAACAGUGGACUACCAACUUCUUCGUUUCUCAAACAAAAAUAGCUAUUAAAGAGUUUCUCUUUUAAAAGCUUCGGUAGCCCUACAGCUGAAGAAUACUGUUUCAAAAUGUAUUCUUUUAAAAGUAAACCACUUCCAUGUUAAAACAACAUGAACAAGCUCCUAGGGCCAUCAGACUGCCAAGCAAAGGACACUUGCCUGGCAGUCUAAAAUCUCCCCAGGUACAACCCUCCUUUAAGAGAGGUUUCACACUUAGAGGUCCUUUGAAGGGGGAUUUGCCAGAAAUAGCAAAAAUAAAGGACUUAUUGUUUAAGGACAAAUUAUUCCCUAUGUGGGGGAAAAUAUGUUUAACUUCAGUGAGAACUAAUCCUCGAAUAGGAACUAAUAGAACUAAUGAUCCAAAUAGGAUCAUUAAAUUUGUAUGUCCUGAGCUGGAGCCUGCUUCAAAUUUGCAACAACUGUGCAAAAUAUGUUAAUUACAAGAGAUAUGUACAUCCAUAUGAGGUUGAAAAAUUAGUCACUUAUGUACAUGAGAAGAAAUCAGAUUUUCUUGUGUUUGCUCCUUGUCAGCUCAUACCUGCAAGACAGACACAAUAAAUAAUUACUGAAGUUGAAAACUUUCUUAACAGUUUUAGCUGGCACAGUAGAGAAAACUUGGGCUGCUUUAUUGCUUCUGCUUCACAGGCAGCACAGCAAAGGAGGCUCCAGAGAUGGCCUCAAACUUCAGCUCUUCACCAGAAACUUUGGGUGCAUCCUUUUUUCCUCUUCCCCUAAUUGCCCUGACACACAAACACAAGCUGGCCAGGGAAAUGUGGUUUUCCUGUUGGAAUAUUGGCUCACUGCCUGUGCAGAUGGCAAGCUCCUGGACUACCCACACUACAUUCCUUAGGCUCCACUGAAGGAGAAAGAAGGAAGAACUCCUGCCAUUUACUAAAGACACAGAAGUGAAAAAAACACCCAAGCCUGGUUCUCUGUUCUGCCUCAGACCAGGAACAUAGAAACCUCAGAAUCACAAUGAACGUACAAGCAAAACUGUAAGUGGCUUACUAUAAUAGUUUCUAUAAAUGCUUUGUAAUUAAAGUUUUAUCAUGCAUAUAUAUUGCUGAUCAGAGUAUUUAGUUAAGAUGUUUAUUCAAGUUAAAAUUUGUUGCAAGGUUACUUUAAUAAACAAAAUUCUUUUCCUUAUGUGGCUUGUAAGCCCCUGUGGCUUUUAUGGCAACUUAAAAUAUGCUGAAGACUAUAAUUGACACAGGCAUCUCAUUAAAGCUGUCUCACAGGGCAGGCACUGCACAGGCAAUGGAUUAACACACAAUUUAGAUAGAACUAUGAGAUUAGCUCAAGUUAGUCCUGCCUUUGCAGGUCAGAUACUCUUCUUGCUCACCCAAAGACAGCCUGGUUACCAGCACUCACUCCCACAGCAGUCAUGCAAGCUCCCAGCAAAGCAAUGGGCAGGGUUUGGAAGUAUGGAGAUGAGUACUUACCAUUGGGCAAAACCUUUUAUUAAAUCCUCCUGGUACAAGUCAAUAUGCACCUUUAAAAAGCAAAUUUUAUUUGUUUGUAGGUUAUUCAGCAUAUAAGUGGAUUAACUAAGCUAUCACCCCUCCCAAGUCAGACCCACUUUCCAGCUGUGGGGCUGCAGCUCAGGCUUGAGGCAAAAUGGAGCUUCCAACAUUCCCAGGGUGGUCUAGGCAUGAACCAGCUCCGUUUCCUAUAGCACUACUUGGAAAUUUAUCAAUCACUGAAGAAGCAAUUGGAGUUUACUUUUCACAGAAUCAGAGUUGUUCACAGAAAGCUCAAAGCAGUUUUGGCAAAUUGUGGGAUUUAGUCCCAAAGCCUUUCUCAGCUCCAUGUUUGUGCUCUUGGAGCCAUUCCCCACAUGGGCAGCACCAGGGCCCAGGGACCAGGGCUUACUUUAGGAGCACCCUUCUGAAAUGAGACCACGCAGCUCCCACAUGGAUACAGCCUCAUUUGAGAUUAAAAUAUGGCAGAAAAUAUUGUUUCCAGAUUGCCAGUCUAUUACUGAGAAUUAGUUACUGGAACCACAUUUCAGGAUUUCAGGAGUAGCCCGGAGUGUUCAACUCUGUUAUAUCUGUAGUGGAGAUUCUUUAAACUUACUUUCCCCAGUUCCUUCCUCUCCUGUGAAAUGAAUGGCCUGCUGUUUUUCACUGCAAUGUCCAGUGUCCUUUUCUUGACAUUUUCCAAAUAUUCAAAGAAUCCAAACCUUUAAAUAAAGUUUAACAAGAAGAAACUUAAGGCAAAAAUUAAAAUCCUGUGAGCACCAGUGGGCACAAUAUAGUGACAGAAUACAGCAUCAAUGGCCAGGACUUUAACAGGGAAGGAACACAAAGAAAAGGCAAUUCUAGAGUGAGGUUUUAUCCACAUUGCAGGGAACCUUUUCCAGGCCUCAUGAAAGAUGACAACACUGUGUUCAGACUGUCCACUGUGCCAGGGGAAGGACGAAAACAUGCAUCCAUGAUGAAAUGCUAUUUAACAUCAUUUUCCCCCCUCCAUGGAAGAUCAGCGUGUUUUCCAUGCAAUGUUCAUUACUCAAGAGGAAAUAGGCAUGAGCCAAACCCCCAAGUUCACUGAGCAGCCUUGCACCACACCAAGAACAGGCAAAGGCUGAAACUUAUGGCAAUUAAAUCCUUAAUGGCUCUGACUCAAUCCUCUGGCACACAUGGCUAAUGUCAAGUGAGUUUUGUCCAUGCUAAAUCACUCCAGUUCUGCCCACCUGAAUAGCUUUUCCUCAAGUCAGAGCUGUGAAACAGGUAACGUGUUUUGGAGCUAAGCGUUAUAUUUAAUUGAGGAUGUACAGGAUAUGUCAGUACUGAGAAUGAGGAAAAGGAGAUGCUCUUCCCAACUGCUGGGAUGGCACUAAAUCUGCAGUUACUUAUGAACAGACAUAAGCAGAAUCCUCAGUUUUGGUGUUUUGAGUGUUAAGAACGAAUAUUUCAAAAUCUUUUCUUAAUUUCUGACUUACAGAGAAAGGACAUGACACAGGAAAAAUAUAAGCCACCAAGGAUAAACCAACAUUCACAUAUAUCCAUACCUUCUUCUAAUUAUGGGAUUAAAACCACCUCUCAAAAGAGCUCUACUUCUAAGUGUUACUGUGUUUGGAUUUAUGAAAAACACAUUCAAUUUCAGUGGCAGAGCUGUGACACUGACAGCAAAGAGGUGGGAGCAUUUUACUCUGCUCCCACCAGGCCUUGAUGACAACAUCCACCGGUGUGCCCUAAGGGUGGUCCAGUCUCAAAAGGCUCUGUACUUCUGCCUUGGACCUUUGGACAGAUGUCAGAAAAAACAUCAGGCAAAGCAGUGUGAACAGAGCAGUAGACUCUGGGAGGUACCUGAACGGGCAGAUUGCCUCUGCCAUGACAGGGAGUUAAACACAGAGGGAGAAUGUCAGUUUGCAGAGAAGCAAAUGCAGCCUAGGGGCAGGGAAGGGACAGGGAAGAAGCUGUACCCUUCUUCUGGGGGACUUGCAACACCACAGGCAGAGCAAGGCCAGCCCCAAGUACUUGUAAAUCACCGUCCAAGUGCCACCUGUUUCAGAAAAGCUGGAAAUGUCCACAAGAGAGUCCUUAGGAGCUACAGCAGCACACCUUAGGAAACCCUGCCAUUACACAGAGAUCAUAACUAUUCCACCCACAAUCAUAAUUUACAUUUUCUUACUUCUCAUCAUACUGGAGGGUUCAGGGUUUUUUUCUUAACAGAAGUCUUCUUCCUGCUUGUCCAUCUUCUGUCUGGAAGCAGGUAUAUACGAACAUAUGGAUCGACUCCACGAUUGGAAGAGG
Molecule: messenger RNA, 5406 nt
Organism: Taeniopygia guttata (zebra finch)
Lineage: Eukaryota; Metazoa; Chordata; Aves; Passeriformes; Estrildidae
Source: RefSeq, a predicted model, not a curated record